CAUUCAGUCGCAAUCGUCGCAAUAUUUUGUAAAUUUAGUAAUCAAUUGAAGAAGAUAAGUGAACGAUAUCUAUUGUUACGUUAUUGUGACAUCAUUUGUUUAGUGCGCAUUAUUCGAAGAAGUGUGUCCCCGAAGAAUGGUUAAUUUUACUCCUGUAGAAGUAUCUGUAAACGAAUGUGUAGACUUGAGCAAAGUGCCAUUGAGUGCAUUGAAUCACCGAUCCUAUCAAUUGCUUUCGGCGUUGCUAAAUAAAACCAAAAUAUUCAAAUCGGAAGAUGGUUAUUAUCGUGAUUGGCGUGGUCUAUUUCAAGUGCUUAAAUUGGAACACUACCAUAAAGCAGAACUGGACAAGCAUAUCAAUCCAACUAAACGGGUAUUAGAUCUUUGGCAAGAGUCUCUGCGUGGAGCCAACCUAAAAGAACUGCAACAUGUUCUUGGACAAAUUGAUCGAUGGGACAUCCUUGAUGAUAGCAAUAAACUGCUUUGUGAAGAUGCUGAAAAGUUCAUGGCAAAUCAAUCGAAUGAAGUCAAUAUAACCGAUGCAGCAGAUAACAGCACCAGCUUGGUAUCGGAUGAGGAUAUUAUUACUAAGGAUGACACUCGCCAUAAGAAACAAUCGUACGAUGCAUUCAUCCUGUUUGCCGAUGCUGAUAUCGAAUUUGCGACCAAGAUUAUGGAGCGCAUGGAGGAGAGAAAAUUGAAGCUUUGCGUAAAGGAUCGAGAUCUUCUGGCUGGCAUUAAUUUUGAACACGAUGCCAUUAUCAAGCUGAUUUCCGAACGAUGCCGUAGAUUGGUCGUUGUCAUUUCAAAAGAGUUUCUGAAAAGUCCAUUGCACAAUUUUUUCGUCAUGUUCGCUCAAGCUUUGCAAAUUGAACAAAAGAAGCGAAAGAUCAUACCGUGCGUCUACGAACGACUGGAACUUCCAGCAAAUUUGAAAUUUUACUUCAUUCUGGACUACAAGCGAUCCAAUAAAUUAUAUAAUUUCUGGGACAAGCUGGAAGAUGCAAUCAAAGCCCGAACAGAUUCUCCAGUGAUCGAAAAUAUAAACCAAACGAAAGAAGCAGAAGUGGACAACAUUCCAAAUAUUAAAGUUGAUGACAUUGAAGAGAUAUCGCUAGAAGAAACUGAUCCGCUUCAAGCUAAAAAAGUACCUAACAUAGUCGAGGCAGAUACAGCAUCUUGCAAGUCGGAUUUUGAGCAACCAAUUAAAAAAUCAUUAUCAUCGUGGGAUAUAAGCCAUGCGUUCAACCGUGUACUGACUAAUAAAUGCAAGAAUUCGUCGUCGAGUACGUCAGAACUCAGAUUGAGAAUGGAUUCUACCGAUCAGGAGCUUAAAAAAGCAAAAUGGUAUACUAAGCUUGGUCUUUCAUCUAGCAAAUCUAGCUUAGAUGGAACUGGAGAAAGGUCGGAGAAGAAAAAGUCCAAAUGGUACAAAUCUAGUAAAAAGAUGGCAACAGCUAUGUGAUUUUUUAAUUUUUGUGCCUUAUUUUCAACCUGGUUGAAAAAUAUAUAUACUAAUUCAUAAGUUGUUGUA
Molecule: messenger RNA, 1534 nt
Organism: Ochlerotatus camptorhynchus
Lineage: Eukaryota; Metazoa; Arthropoda; Insecta; Diptera; Culicidae
Gene: Myd88
Product: Myd88
Exons: 4
Coding region: 137-1465 (442 amino acids)
Biological process (GO): Toll signaling pathway; MyD88-dependent toll-like receptor signaling pathway; innate immune response
Cellular component (GO): plasma membrane
Molecular function (GO): TIR domain binding; Toll-like receptor binding
Source: RefSeq, a predicted model, not a curated record